This is a messenger RNA of Pestalotiopsis fici W106-1, 2511 nucleotides long. RefSeq lists its product as uncharacterized. The coding region runs from base 1 to 2511 and encodes 836 amino acids. The record is from RefSeq and is a predicted model, not a curated record. NCBI's taxonomy places the organism in Eukaryota, Fungi, Ascomycota, Sordariomycetes, Amphisphaeriales, Sporocadaceae. The transcript has a single exon. Gene Ontology annotation, molecular function: protein binding.
AUGCCUCCAAGUACAUUCUUGAUCGAAAAAAGCUCACAGGACUACAUUUGCAGAUCCUGUCUCUUGGGCCUCCGGAAACCACCCCCAGCAACGCCGGCGCAAUGGGGCGUUCGACGAGCAUCGCAAGCAGCUGCCAAAGCGGCGAGAGCUGCCAGAGCUGCCAGAACCUCAACAACACCCAGAAAGCCUCAAUCAGGUGACGAUUCCGAACGACUUCAAACGUUAAAGAAACUCGGACUUCUACAGAAAGACGAGGAACACAAGGCUACGGUCAAUUAUUUCCAGGAAGAUGGAGGCAAGAUCCGGAGGCUCUCUGGCGUUGACGAGUUCAGCAAAGCCCUCACUGACCCCGGUGGCGAGAUGGAAGCCGAACUCAAAUCCAUGGAAAAGGAUACGGGCUACGUCAGGUCCUUCAUGGACAUGCUGUUCAGAGCACAAGUCGACGAACCGAAACGCAACCCCGAUGUCUUAAAGGACGAAUUGGAAAAGGCGCUGAAAGUGAAUAAGCCGCUUGACUCAAAUGCCCUCGAGGCACUGGACGACUUGUCAAAGGAUCUAUACGACGAAUCAGAUGGACCCAUAUACAUUGAUACUUCCAUCUUGGUUGCUAAUUGGCCGAGGACGCAUCUGGAAAAGAUCGUACGCCUGAACAACAAUUUGCAGCUCGCUUCAAGACAACUCGACCGUGGUGCAAUCAAUAAACAGGGCUUUGGCGUCUGGAAAUGGUACUACGGAGCGCGCCAACUUCUGGCAACGGAUUGGAAGAUUGUGCCUCCAGCAACAUGGGAACUCCUCUGGGAUAUAUUCUCCGUAGAAUCUUCAAAGAACCCGAACCGAUGGCACCAUCUUCACAUCCUUGCGAAAGACAUGAACGAAGCUGGAGUUGAACUUGCUCCCAAACGGCAGCUGCUGGCGAUUGAGGCCACCUUCCUCGAGGGCUGGCACAAGGAGGCUGUCGACAACCACAAGAGAAAAGUCACAACGCUCGGGGCAGAUCCAAAGACAUUUCUCGAAUUUUGGCAGCUUGGAUUCCGGAUGUACUGCCAGAUUGGCGACUUGGAAAGAGCCGAGAGGACCGCCGAGAUCAUCUUGACUUCGAAAUAUCCCCACGACGCGCGCUUUCUUUUUCCUUUGAUCCGCGCAUUUGCGGAGAAGACGGAAACCGCGGACAAGGCAUAUAAUGUCUAUGAGGAGAUACGCACGAGGUUGGGUGAGCAAAUGACUAUUGAAGAUUAUGAUGUCAUCAUUUCGUAUUUCCUCGCAGCACAACAGUCGGAAAUUGCUUUCUCGAUUUUUGUCGAGAUGAUGACUUCUGGUCGUCUCAACUUGCGGAAAUCGAAGAGAUCGGACAAACUUCCACCCAGUGUGGCCAACGAGUUUUUCGUUGGCAAGUGGCUGAAACGACUUACCUUGAUCGGCGACUUCGAGGGAGCGCACAAGGCUUUGCUUCACAUGAAAAGCAAAGGCGUCAUGCCUAGACCAAUGGUUGUCAACGUUCUUGUCGGUUCUUGGUUGCGAACAGGAGUGGCGGAAAAUGUGCAGAAGGCAGAAGAUCUUGCCUGGGCCAUGAUCAACUCGAGACUGCAAUUUGUGCAGCUCAGACAAGAGACACGCGGCAUCGAGGGUGUAGUUCCGUAUAAGCCUGGCUUGAAAAUUGUAUAUUCGAUGACAGGACCAGGAUGGCCAAAAGCGACACUCGAAACGUUCUCGCUGCUUGCAGAAAACUACAAGGAUCGGGGGCUCAUCGCCAAAAUGGAAGAGCUCUGGGAGGCGUUCAAACGAGCAGAAAUGGGAGCUGAUACAUUUUUCAUGAAUCAGUUACUUUUCUCCAUGGUCCGGAGUGGACGCGGUGGCGAGGUUAUAAACCUCUUCCGUGCCAUGAUGGAGAGAUUCUCUGCCAGUGAAUCUACUCCCCGUGGUCUAGAACCCGACUCGUGGACGUUCUUGGCACUUUGGCAAUCGUUGACGGCCAACCGACUCCAACACUGGGGUCCAGAGUCUGUCCCCAAGAUCAUCACAGAAAGUCGUGUGUUAUUCGCAGAAAUGGUUCGUUAUGCGCAUAACUUCCAACAAGAGGAUGUCGGCGUGAACUUUCAGCUUGCAAGGACCAUCAUGCACACAUUUCGUCGCGCCAAGGAUCCAGUGAGCAUGCUGGUUGCUUACCGUGCACUUCGCCAAGUUUUUAAUUUACAGGACCCGGGAUCAAUGGUUCUUGAGAUGAUUGUGGGAACCACAAAUCUGGAAAAGGCUGCAGGCGACAGCAAGAUGCGAAGCCAGAUCAUCACGGCCACCAAACACACCGAAAAGUACCUGUCGCAAAGACAGCAGGAAAUGGUGGCGAGCGGAGAACUGAGAAAGAAUGAGGAGAUGCCCAACAAUGUCAGAUCAGCAGAGAUGGGCGACUAUCUUGAGCUGCAUUUGGAAGCUGAGCUGUCCAAGAUCAAGGGCGCCGAAGAACUCUUUGUUCAGGCGGCCUCUGACAUGGGAGUGUAUAAUAAUGAGGACGAUUAG